AUGACUAACACUGCUGUAUCAACAACUUCUCCCACCCCUCAAUCCACCGUGGAAACCGAGGCCAAAUCCAAGAGGAAAGCCUCCACUGCCGGUCUGCCCGCCAAUGCCCGUCCUGUAAAACGGAGGGCGUCCAAGGCGUGCUGCUGCUGUCGGGCUCGCAAAGUGCGGUGUGAUGUGGUCGAAAAUGGUUCGCCCUGCACGAAUUGCCGCCUGGACCAAGUAGAGUGCAUUGUUACUGAGAGCAAGAGGAGAAAGAAAUCACGUGUUGAGGUCGAUAAUGCAAACCCUCAUCAGCUGUCUCAAUCCCCUGCAGAAAUCCCCGAUGACGGGGCUAGUCUGUUCAGGCGACUUAGCGAGUGUCAUGGCCUUUCCGACAUGGCUCCGGCUUCUCCCUCGCAGCGCUCUGUAGAUCUGGAUCAGGGGCAGCAUAUGCCACAUCUUUUAUAUCAAAGCCAAGCGAACAGAAUUGGCUCCGGGGAUCGCUAUCGAAGAAGAAUGGCCCCGAAUCCCGCUGUUCCAGCGACGCUUCCUUUGCACCAUGUGACUUCGCAGAUUCAACAGCUGCUGGACCCUUCCUUUGCCAAUACCAGGUCUGGCGGUGUUGUCUUACCAGACUACAUCCGCGGAUUGCCGCCACGUCUGCAAAAAGAGGACAUCGACUAUUUGUCCAUGAAAGGAGCUUUGACUGUCCCCGACGUGGGACUACGCAAUGAAUUGCUGAAAAGCUACAUCCACUACGUCCACACCUAUAUGCCCCUCCUUGACCUAGAAGACUUCCUGCAGACGAUCGUUCAAAACGAUGGCAUCCGCCGUAUGAGUCUAUUGUUAUUCCAAGCCGUGAUGUUCGCCGGCACAGCUUUUAUCGACUUGAAGCAUCUCCACGCUGCCGGCUACGCCACCAGAAAGGCAGCUCGUAAAGCUUUCUUUCAGCGCGCACGACUUCUCUAUGAUUUCGACUACGAAGUUGACCGAAUUUCUCUCGUCCAAUCAUUACUGCUAAUGACCUACUGGUAUGAGACGCCUGAUGACCAGAAGGAUACUUGGCAUUGGAUGGGUGUGAGUUUGUCCCUCGCACACACCAUUGGCCUGCAUCGUGACCCCGGCAACUCCCGUAUGGAUGUCCGGCGCCAGCGGAUGUGGAAACGGAUUUGGUGGAGCACAUAUACGCGUGAUCGUCUGAUCGCCUUGGGAAUGAGACGUCCCAUGCGCGUGAAGGACGAUGACUGUGAUGUUCCGAUGUUGACUCUUGACGAUUUCGAGUUUCAUCCCUUCUCGCCGGAAAUUGUGAGCAUGGUAGGCAACUCGGAGAUUCUUCAGAGCGUGAGCCAUCAGAGAGAGCUGGCUUUGAUGUUCAUUGAGAAGGCCAAACUUUGUCUCUGUGUGAGCCAUGUUCUAUCGGCUCAAUAUUCGGUUCUAAGCCACAAAUUUGGUGGAACGAUGGAAACCACCAUGAUGUUGGUACCCAAGAAAUCAGCAGCGGAGACCUUCGAGGUUCGUCGUUGUGAUCAGGAGCUGGAAGACUGGCUGGCCCACCUUCCGACAGAGAUACGCUACGCCCCCGCAGCGCCCUCCAAGUUAAAUGAGGCACAGGAAGUUCUUCACUCUCAUCGUGCACUCCUGAAGAUGGUUUAUUUGACCACAUCCAGCGCUCUCCAUCGCCCUCAGGUCCUACCUGCGAUCCCGUUCCCUUCAAUGGACGCCGAACUACAGGAGAUUUCUAGGAAUAAAGUGCGGUUUGCUGCGAUCGAAAUUACAAAUAUUGCCCAGGAUCUACACAGCCUAGACCUGACCCGCUAUUUCCCUACAACUGGCGUUACGGUCCUACUUCCCGCUGUGAUUAUUCAUCUCCUCGACAUCAAGUCUAGUGACCACAACGUUCGUAUGACCAGCCUUCACCGGUUCUACCAGUGCAUGCGCAUAUUACAACGUCUGAGAGAAAUUUAUGCAUCGGCAGACUUCGCUACGUCGUUUUUGGAGGCUGCCAUUCGCAAGGCCGGAAUUCAGCUUACAGUAGCGCCGCAAGAUGUACAGGCACGGACGAACAGCAUAGUUGACACCUCAGCACGCGUCAACACUUUGACCCCACCCCCCGACUCUCUCGCGCAGAAGAUCCCUGACUUGACGUAUCCGAAAUCCGAUGGCGCAAGACGUGCCAGCCAGCUUCCCAAGGAGAGCGGUCCUGAGUUCGCAUCAACGCCCCCUCCCUCCGACGGUAGCGAGAAUGGGAGCACCAGCAACAUCAACCCCAGUUAUCACCAGGAUGCCUUCACCAUCCCCAACUUCGAUUCGGAGCUGAGCAUCAGUGAGCUCAUGGAUCUGGCGAAUGAUGCGGAAGUAACCCAGAACGACUUCGAUGCCUUGAUCAACUUUGACGAUGCCGGUGCGGACUUCCUUGCCCCCGAUGAUGGCUUGAAUACCGGGAAUGGUAAUGGGAAGAACUAUGGCUUUGGCUUGGGUACCAUGAACAAUCUUUCCGAUAUCAUGGGCUUCGAUACCGAGAAACAAGGCGUUGGUCUGACCGGCUUGGGAGACGGACAACUUGCCGACGAUCGCGCUGCGGCAUCACGGAACGAUAUGAACACUUUCGCAGCCGACCUCGAUGCGGAACUCGGCCUGAGUCUUUAA
Messenger RNA from Aspergillus piperis CBS 112811, 2625 nucleotides. RefSeq names its product putative C6 transcription factor (Ctf1B) (gene farB1). Gene Ontology annotation, biological process: DNA-templated transcription; regulation of DNA-templated transcription. The record is from RefSeq and is a predicted model, not a curated record. Bases 1 to 2625 code for a protein of 874 amino acids. Gene Ontology annotation, molecular function: DNA-binding transcription factor activity, RNA polymerase II-specific; zinc ion binding; DNA binding. Lineage: Eukaryota; Fungi; Ascomycota; Eurotiomycetes; Eurotiales; Aspergillaceae. The transcript is spliced from 3 exons.